GAACUCACCAUCAUGUACACUAAGUUGGUCGUGUGUGUCUUAGUGGCUGUGGUGGCCGCGACGCCCCAGAGGAGGUAUGGGGCGCCCCCACCAUCCUACAACGCUCCCUCAGGUCCUGUAGUCCCCAUCCUGAAGGACGAGCGUCAGGGACCUGAUGAGUUCGGCAACUACAACUUCGAGUUCGAGACUGGUGACGGCAUCAGUCGUCAUGAGCAGGGCGCCCCCCAGGGGGAGACUGGCGCCGUGGCGUCUCAGGGAGGAUGGUCGUUCACCUUCCCCGACGGUACUCCAGGAGUGUUCUCCUUCGUGGCCGACGGUGCAGGUUACCAGGUACAGUCUGACCUGCUGCCCACGCCCCAUCCUCUCCCCGCCCACGCCAUCGCCCAGAUCGAGAAGGCUCGUCUGGAAGACGCCGCUGGUAACCGGUACUCCGCCCCCUCAGCUCCCCGUCCCUCUACCCCCAGCAGGAGCUACGGCCGGCGGUAGACCAUGUCUGAGUCAUACUGACCUUCCUCACCCACCAGUAACAUAACGCACUGGUCUUGGUGACGCUGCGUGACGCAAUGUGACGUUGUUUAAUUCUUGGACGUAUUCGUCUCGUCUUUCGUUAACUUACUGAUGUUUUGUUUUGUGAUGAACACUAAAAACGUACGACUGUAAAUAUUUUGUAUUUAAUGACUAAAAAAGAAGCAAUAUA
Molecule: messenger RNA, 697 nt
Organism: Homarus americanus (American lobster)
Lineage: Eukaryota; Metazoa; Arthropoda; Malacostraca; Decapoda; Nephropidae
Product: cuticle protein AM1199-like
Exons: 3
Coding region: 13-486 (157 amino acids)
Cellular component (GO): chitin-based extracellular matrix
Molecular function (GO): structural constituent of chitin-based larval cuticle
Source: RefSeq, a predicted model, not a curated record